AUGUAUACAAGGAUAUCAAAAUUUCUUUGCUUUUUUUAUCAUCACAUUUAUAGACGCGAUUAUUCCACAUUCACAAAAAUGAUGCAAUCUUCAAGCAAAAAAAUAUACAAAAUACAAGAUUUGAAAGCAUUGCACUGUGCAGUUGAAUAUAUCUUGGAUGGAGAUAUUAUUGCCUUGCCCACAGAUACUGUAUAUGGACUAGCAUGUAAUGCGAAUAAUGAAGAAGCCAUUAAAAGAUUGUACGACAUAAAAGGGCGGAAUUUUUACAAACCAGUGGCUAUAUGUGUAAAAAACCUUGAAGCCUUUCGACAGUACGGAAUUGCAGAUCAUUUAGAUGACUCAUUACUACAGCGUUUGCUUCCGGGCCCAAUAACUAUAAUUAUCGAACGUUCAAAACAUCUUACUAAUCGUUUUUUAAAUCCCAACACUUCAAAAAUCGGUAUACGCAUUCCGAACUUUACUUUUAUACAAGAUUUAUGUUCAUUAUUUGAUCAAGAACCACUUGCUUUAACUAGUGCAAACCGGUCAGCCGAACGUAGUAGUCUAAAUAUAAAUGAAUUUGAAUCUUUGUGGCCUAAACUUGGUGGAAUUUUUAACGCAGGACCGAUAGGUUUAACCGAAGACCGACGUUCUGGAUCUACUGUAAUUGAUUUAUCUCAACCUGGUGCAUAUAAAAUAAUAAGAGAAGGCGUAGCUCUUAAAAGUACUAUAGAUGUGUUACAUGAGUUCAACAUAAAAUCAAUUAAUAACGUUAAAUAAAAUAUAUUGUAAAAAUACAAAGUUGGAAAAUUGGCAAGGCUUUAAAUUUUUUUUUAAUAAUAAUUGUACAUAUUACUAAUUAUAAAACCUCAAA
Molecule: messenger RNA, 853 nt
Organism: Zeugodacus cucurbitae (melon fly)
Lineage: Eukaryota; Metazoa; Arthropoda; Insecta; Diptera; Tephritidae
Gene: Tcs1
Product: threonylcarbamoyl-AMP synthase
Exons: 1
Coding region: 1-759 (252 amino acids)
Biological process (GO): regulation of translational fidelity
Cellular component (GO): cytoplasm
Molecular function (GO): nucleotidyltransferase activity; tRNA binding; double-stranded RNA binding
Source: RefSeq, a predicted model, not a curated record